Messenger RNA from Bradysia coprophila, 1622 nucleotides. RefSeq lists its product as uncharacterized. Gene Ontology annotation, molecular function: GTP binding. The record is from RefSeq and is a predicted model, not a curated record. NCBI's taxonomy places the organism in Eukaryota, Metazoa, Arthropoda, Insecta, Diptera, Sciaridae.
UUGAUCAAAGCAGUCACAAAUUUUUCGACAAAGUUGGCUAAGGAGAAAAUUUCCUUCUUUCUGAUCUUUUAACCGGUCGACGACACUACAAUUAUAAUUUGCUGCUAAAAAAAAAAUUAUAAAACUUCGCCAAACGCUUAAAUAAAUAAUUUACAACUAUCACGACUUAAUUGAUAAACCAUCGUGACUUCAUCAUGCAUCAACCGUUAUUCAAGAGCGAUAUCAAAGCGAGAGAGCUAUCGUACAAGCCAACCGCUAUUAUUAUGGGAAAUACGGGAGCCGGAAAGACGACUUUGGCGAAUAAGUUAUGUCAAACAAAUCACGACGCUGGAGCUGGAGAAGGAAGUGUAACUCAAAAGUUAUUUCGAAACGACGUAUGUUUCGGAAUGAAUGCAUUUUCUUUGAUUGAUACGCCCGGUACGGACAGCAUGGCCAAUACGUAUAAACAUGCGUUCCAAUUACGAGAAGCUUUAACAGCUACCGCUGUCAAUACGAUUUUUAUUGUCAUAAGAUAUGAAAAUCGUUUCGAAAAAAUGGUCGAAACAUUCUAUGCACAACCGGUGCACCUAUUUGCAAACAAGAUCGUCGUGAUGAUUUCACAUUUGGAUGUAUCGGAGAACGCAGAAAAGGAUUACGAUGGAAUUGUAAAAGUGUUUGCGAAGCAUUGUCCCGAUGUUUUAAAUAUCAUUUUCUAUUCCCGCAAAAGUCCAUGUGCGGAUAUCGCUGAUUGUAUGUUCGUGUGCAUAUCGAACAUGAAAGCAGAAAAGAUUCAGAUAUCCGAUGAAUAUUUCCAACUAAAUUUCAACACCUUCGAGGCAACAUUUCAAAUGAGUCGGUCCUUUCAAGUUUACCAACAUGAGGCUAGGGCGCUCGAAACUCGUUUAAAAGACUACAUUAACUCUGACAUGGAUAGCAGCCUCGAUGAAACGGACGAUAGAGACGAGUUACUUCAUAUGCUGCUGGUCCAGUUCAAGAAUGAUCUCGAUACGAUGUACGACGAUUUUGUGAAAGAACAUAGAGAAAAGAUGACCGAUAUGAACUACUUUACGUUUCCGAUAAAAUUGCAAGCCCAAAAUGUCCAACUGAUUGACGAUUUUACGAAUUUUGUGGUGCCCCGAAUGUCUUACAAUCUAUUUGACAAGCAAGAUCCGCGGAAUUUAAUAAAACGAUGUCCACACUGUCAGUUGAUUUGGUACAAGACGGAAGGCUGUGAUGGAGAAACAACAUGUGGUAACCGCGGUUUCUCAAACUCUGCUCCCGCCGCAUCGUUGACGAAGCUGUUUAAAUAUGUAAUCAGCUACGUUCAUGGCAAGGUUAAGAUUCGUAAGAACCAAAUUCAAAAGACGUCUCCGAUACGAGCGGCUCCGUGCACAUCAAGCGCCAAAGGUUGCAAUGCUAAAAUUGUAUGGAAAGAUCUUCCGAAACUGGAUGAUGUUUUGAUUUUCAGUUUGUAUUCCGUAAAAACGAUGGAUGAAGCAAAGGAAAUCGUAAAGGCUGAACGCUUCAAACUCGACCGGAAACGUUACGAAGGUCGUAUUGAUACCCAAUUCUAUACGUAAGUUCUUGUUAAUGUUUAACAAUUCAGUUGCACGAAAAUGAAAUAAUAAAAUAUUUUGAGUUGG